Purpureocillium takamizusanense is the source of this 2037-nucleotide messenger RNA. RefSeq names its product Nucleosomal histone H3-Lys79 methylase (gene DOT1). Gene Ontology annotation, molecular function: histone binding; histone H3K79 methyltransferase activity. The transcript has 2 exons. Gene Ontology annotation, cellular component: nucleosome; nucleus. Gene Ontology annotation, biological process: DNA damage checkpoint signaling; regulation of transcription regulatory region DNA binding; DNA repair. NCBI's taxonomy places the organism in Eukaryota, Fungi, Ascomycota, Sordariomycetes, Hypocreales, Ophiocordycipitaceae. The record is from RefSeq and is a predicted model, not a curated record. Bases 409 to 1938 code for a protein of 509 amino acids.
CACCAGCGGGACGUCAUAUCUCUUUUUUUCUCCCCGUCCGUCUCCGUUCUUCAUACCUAGAAUUUUUUGUCACCUCUUCAUGUUUGGGAGCACAGCAUCGCCCAGCCCCAGCGCACAUACAACAGUAUUUCUUCUGCAUUUCCAUACCCCCAAAGUCCGAACCCCCGAGGGCUCUCUUAUCGAUCCGACGACAGCGGCGCGCGGCACGCGGCCCCUCCAACAAGACCCCUGACCUGAUCCGACUCGUGUCUCGCAAUCCCCUUCCCCCAACCGCCGACCGCGCGCGCUCGUCAUCGUAUCGCCGCCACCACAACCACCGCCACCUUCGCCGCCGACUUGCGUGCCUGCGACCGCCUACCUACCUACCUAUUUGUCUGCGCUCGCUCGGGCAUCAAGCAACUCCUCGCCAUGCCUCUCCUCGGCAAAGGAAACAAGUUUAAGGUCAACCAGCCCAAAAUCCGCAUCGACAAGGUCGUCGUGGAGCGCCCUCCGCAGUCCAAGCCGAAGCCCCGUCCCGCCGCCGCCACCUCCUCCUCUUCUGCCCGGUCCUCCCCCGUCACGGGCCACCGACCCUCGCCGAAACCCUCCUCCUCCUCGUCCGCUGCCGCCGCCCGGAACAAGAGCCACUCGCCGUACCCCUCGUCCUCGGACGAGAGGCGCCUCGACCGCAAGCGCAAAGCCGGUCGCGACGGUAGCGGCGGCGCCCUAUCCCGGCCAUCGCCCGUGAGCGAUCGCGUAGCCUUCGACAAGGACAGCGACAAUGAGGAUGAUGGUUGGAUGAACCUCGACACUCGCAAGCGGCAGCGCAGGGGUACAGCCGACGGACGGUUUGUCGACCCGAAUCGCAAGUUGCGCAAUGCACGGGCGUUUGAGGGCCGCAACGAUGAGCUCAAGUUCAUACACGCUACCGAGGUGGCGUCGCUCGAGUCCAAGUGCGUGCCCGUCAUGGGCGCGCAGAAGGAGGACGUGGCAAUAGAGCUGCAGUACCCCAGUCUGCAGCCGCGGGAGAGAUUUGAAUUGGUUUGGGCCAAGGACAAGAUCGACGCCGUCGAGGCGAGCAUACGCAUAGUACGCCAUGUAGCCGAGACGUACCUCACAGACGAGGAGGCCGAGCCCUUCACCAACCAGAACACGGGCCUGAUACGCCGGCUAGAGAAGGCAUCGAACCGCAAUAUACAGGACCUCGCUGGAUUCAAGUCGGCGCUACACGAAUACAACGAGACUCUCCUCGGCCUCGUCGAGGACGGCGUCAUCGCAAAGAACCUAGACAACAUGCACGAGCUGCCCCGCAACCUCGUCGCCUUCAUCCUGGAUCAGGUGUACGACCGAACCGUCGCCCCCAAGGUCGAGCUCCUGUCCAAGUACGAGAAUGGCACCGAUUAUGUGUACGGCGAGCUUCUGCAUCCCUUCAUCUCCAAGAUACUUGUCGAGCAGACCAAGAUGACGUCGGACCAGGUCUUUGUAGACCUAGGGUCGGGCGUGGGCAACGUGUGUCUGCAAGCGGCGCUCGAGAUUGGUUGCGACAGCUGGGGUUGCGAGAUGAUGGAGAACGCUUGCAACCUGGCCGAUGCGCAGGUGGACGAGUUUACCUCGCGAUGCAUGCUCUGGGGAAUUCGCCCGGGCAAGGUCCACCUCGAACGUGGCGACUUUCGAAAAAAUAGUAUCAUCCAUGACGCGCUCAAGCGCGCCGACGUGGUGCUCGUGAACAACAAGGCCUUUACGUCGCAGCUCAAUGAUGACCUGGUGCGCAUGUUCCUGGACCUCAAGCCGGGGUGCAAGAUCAUCUCGCUGCGGUCUUUUGUGGCCGAGUUCAAGAGCAGCCACAAUGUCAACGAUGUCGGGAGCACCAUCCUCGACGUGGAGGAGUGCUCGUACCCGGAAGGAUACGUGAGCUGGACCAACGCUGGGGGUCCGUACUUUAUCUCAACACGUAAAUAGCUACGGCGACCAUGUUAGCAUUCAGGACUGUUUGGGUACUACGGGGUGUCGGUUGCAUGAGACACGGAUAGCGAAUAAGAUACGCACUUGAUCUGCCAG